CAUUCUAAUAAUUCGAAAUCUUUUACGACCCGAACGGGUUUUGUCUGUUUAACAAGUCUAACUGUAGACCUUGAAGGCAGCACGUGUCACAUGACCAAAGCACAGCUGACGGAUGCUGUGAAGGCUGGUCCGUUGCUAUCCUCUUAGCUUCGUUAGCUCUGUCUAAUAAUCCUGACAGAGCAGCAUCUUCCUAAACAAAACCUGCCCCGAGGGAAGUGUACUGUCGGCCAUGGAGCGGAUACGGCGCAUGUGUGCGUUCUCUGUAUCCCCUCGUAUCGGCCGUUUUUGGUUGGAUGUCAGUGUCACAGUUUAGGAAAAAGGGCUGUCUGGUUAGCACUGUUAGCCAGUGUGUCUUACACAGGGCCAAGGCCAAGGCCGAGCAAGAAAAGGGGGAGGCCGUUAGGUAUUAUCUCUGUAAGUGGCCACAGGAGGAGCUGUGACACCUCAGGAAUUGGAUUAAAGCUCGUUUUUUGUUUUUUGUUUUUUAGUGUUGCCACUUUGUCCUCACCACCUUCACCCUUAGCUGAGCCAUGUCUACGUCAGGGUGCUGUCACCUACCGGGCUCCCUCUGCGAUUACUCUGGAAACACUGAAUCGGACGCCUCCAAGGAUUCGGAGGAGUCUGAUUCUACCGCCCAGGCUCAGUAUAUUGCUAAGGUUACGGCGAAAGAUGGCCGCCCACUCUCUACUGUUGUCAAAGCAGUCAGCUUACAGAGUGAUGUGGGCAUGUGUCGGAUCUGUCAUGAGGGAGCUGGAGGAGAGACGCUGCUCUCACCCUGCGACUGCACUGGAACCCUGGGUAAAGUGCACAAGAGCUGCCUGGAGAAAUGGCUGUCCUCCUCCAACACCAGCUACUGUGAGCUCUGUCACACAGAGUUCACUAUUGAGAGGCGACCACAGCCACUCACACAGUGGCUGAAGGACCCAGGCCCUCGCAGUGAGAAGCGUACCCUGCUGUGCGACAUGGCCUGUUUCCUUCUCAUCACUCCCCUGGCAGCCAUCUCCGGCUGGUUGUGCCUGAGGGGAGCCCAGGACCACCUGCAGCUGAAGAGCAGACUGGAGGCCGUUGGACUCAUCGCCCUCACCAUUGCCCUCUUCACCAUCUAUAUCCUCUGGACUCUGGUGUCGUUUCGGUACCACUGUCAGUUGUACUCGGAGUGGAGAAGGACCAAUCAGAAAGUGCGUCUGCUCAUGCCCGACAUGAAGGGGGCGCACACCACGCAGCGCUCGGUGCCGACCAAGUUGACCAAGAAAAUGACUGACGAGACCAUCGUAUGAGUGCAGAGCAGCAGCAGGAGGAAUAUUUCAAAAAUAACACCCUGCAAAGCGCUCUCUAAAAACAAGAAAAUAAAAUCACAUUAAUAAACUUUUGCACUUCAACGGAACAUUCUGAGAAGAGGGGGCGCUGCUCUCCUCUUGACUUUGUUUGUGGAAGCACUUGAUGUAAACUACUAAGGUAUUGGACUGGCCACAAAAGUGGUUACCUGGGAACGAACUCUCAUUUUUGAGUCAGAGUUUAGGGUUAAAAGGCAGAGUUGUCAUCAAACAGACGGCGCUGGGAAUUGGACAGAUGGAUGAUGGACUGACCAGCCUGACUGUAUGUCCUUGAAAAGCAUCAGACGUGAGAAAAUGUAGCAGGAUAUAACAGAAUCAGCAUGCUACUAGAGUAUAAUAAGAAACAUAUUCACACUACCUAUAAUUCCCCUACGCUCCUUCACUACGUAUUUAGCUGUUUUUGAACAAUGGGUAGAUGAUAGCCCUGCGGAGAAUUCUAAUAUUAAUCUGAAAUCAUGAUCAAGACUAUCUGUGAAUAUCCUUUCAGGUCCAGUAGGGGGUGACAUGCACUCUUACCAAUGUUCUUAUGUAUAACCUGAACCCUUUUAAAGUUUCCAGGUAAAGCUUUAUUAUUGCUGCCUAGUUAAAAUCACUCGACUGAUUGUUUUUGUUUUGUUUUGUUAAAUAUCACAGGUCCAGUGACUGUGUUAACCAAUGGGAAAAUACUUUACUAAAUCUAAACCACAGCGUAGUAACAUUUAAAGAAGUGUUAAUGACAGCUUUGAGACAUGUUUACAUUCCAAUUGGAAUUGGAUCCUAACGUCAUUAGAGUCACACUAGUGCAUACUCAGACAGCCCCACUCCACGUGUAAAUGCACCAUUCAUACAAAGUCAACCUGCCUGAGCAGAGAGCAGUAGUAACAAUCCCACCACGUCCUUCACCACAGGUGCAAUUUUAAAAUAGACAAUAAACAGUGUUACCUAAAGUGAGGGUUCAGCCUUUUGUCCUGUAGAAAACAGAAAUGUAUAGAUCAGACUGAAAGCUCAGCAAAGACGCGAACGAUGAACGUGUUUCUGAGAUGUCAAAUCAAUGUAUGCGGCAUAUGCUAUACAAGUAUUUUGUGUUAUUGUAGUCUUCCUGCUGCAUCCCCCUGAGAAGUUGGGUUAUUGUGCAAUAAACAAAGAGGGACUCCUGGACUCAA
Messenger RNA from Cynoglossus semilaevis (tongue sole), 2476 nucleotides. RefSeq names its product E3 ubiquitin-protein ligase MARCH2-like. Gene Ontology annotation, molecular function: zinc ion binding; ubiquitin-protein transferase activity. The transcript is spliced from 5 exons. Gene Ontology annotation, biological process: protein ubiquitination. The record is from RefSeq and is a predicted model, not a curated record. Lineage: Eukaryota; Metazoa; Chordata; Actinopteri; Pleuronectiformes; Cynoglossidae. Bases 531 to 1277 code for a protein of 248 amino acids.